AUGACAUACACUCAAAGUGCUUCGGCCGCACAGCGCACAUCGUCUCAUACGCUGACCUCACUUAAACGAUGGUCAGUCGCGUCAAGAGACUUGCCGGCUGUCUCACAAAUCAAAACAAUUCAUGUCUAUGAUUUUGACAAUACAUUAUUCCUGAGCCCCCUUCCAAACCCGCAGCUGUGGAAUAAUGCGACAAUCGGCUUUUUGCAGGCUUGGGAGAGCUUUGCUAAUGGUGGGUGGUGGCAUGACCCUAACAUUCUCUCUGCUACUGGUAAAGGUAUAGAAGAGGAGGAGCCAAAGGGGUGGAAUGGAUGGUGGAAUGAGAAUAUUUUGAGCCUAGUCCGAAUGAGCAUGGAUCAAAAAGAUGCUCUGACUGUCCUGCUCACCGGACGGGGAGAAGCCAACUUUGCCCCGUUAAUCAAGCGCAUGGCCGCCAGCCAGAAACUUGAAUUCGAUCUCAUCGGCUUGAAACCUGAAGUUGGACCGAGCAGCCAACAGUUCCCAUCAACUAUGGUCUUCAAGCAGAACUUCCUGGAGGAUCUCAUGUCUACUUAUGAUCAGGCUGAAGAAAUCCGUGUCUACGAAGACCGUCCCAGACACGUGAAAGGUUUUCGGGAUUUUUUUAGCAGCUUCAACCAAAGGCUGCAGUCUGAAAAUGGUCAAGCACCCCGCAAGCCAUUUUCCUUUGACGUGGUGGCAGUGACGGAAGGCUGUACAUAUCUGGAUCCUGUGACGGAGACAGCGGAGGUGCAGCGGAUGAUCAACUCCCACAACCUUGCCCUUCGCGAUCCCUCUUUGGCCAAGAUGAAAACUCGAUUCUCUGCUUUAAAGAUUAAUCGCUCGGUUUUCUACACGGGCUAUCUCAUCUCACAGCAGGACUCGCAGCGUAUCAUUGACGAAUUAUUAGUCCCACUGUUGCAACAACAGGGCUACGCCGAUUCAAGGGACUUGAAAUACAUGGCUAACAGCAUUCUCAUCUCUCCGCGUCCUGCAACUCCCGCUACUCUCAAUCAAGUUGGAGGAAAGGGAAAGAAAGUCACUUGGCAAGUGACUGGACUCGGUGUGUUUGAUCACAAGGUCUGGGCAGCUCGAGUAGCCCCUGUUCCGUCAACCGAGCCUGUGCAUGCGGAGAACUCUCCACCUUCGAUUGUGCUGGCUUGUCGCAAGGGCACUCGCCCGGCUGAUGCGAAUAGAAUUCACAAUUGGCAGAAUGUUCCAGCUGGGAAGACCUUGACAUUUGACACAGUCGUUGGAGAGAAGGUUGUGCUUCGAGUCGAAGAGCACAACUCUCAUGGUGGAGACAUGAACAAUCGGCAGCCCUACGGAGGCAGCAAACGCCGUCAUCCACAGGAAAGAGAUGACGACGUGCUGUUCCCCCAGCAACCUGGUCAUACACAUGGCUAUGAAACUGUGAAUCAGGGCCAAUCUCAUGGCUACCACCCCUAUCACCGCCCCCAUGAUGACACAUCGCGACGAGGCAAUCACCGGGGCCGAGGUCGUGGUGGUGGUCGUGGUCGAGGCGCCGGUCGUGGAGGUCGUGGCCGCGGACGCGGUGGACGAGACGGUCCAUCGAACCCGCAUUACAGAUCCCUAGAUGACCAGGGAGCUGGAGGAUAUGAGGGUCCCUACGAGAAGAGUGGCAAGGGGGGCGGCGGUUUCCAAAUGGAUUACUGA
Molecule: messenger RNA, 1671 nt
Organism: Penicillium diatomitis
Lineage: Eukaryota; Fungi; Ascomycota; Eurotiomycetes; Eurotiales; Aspergillaceae
Product: rRNA 2'-O-methyltransferase fibrillarin-like protein
Exons: 5
Coding region: 1-1671 (556 amino acids)
Biological process (GO): rRNA methylation; box C/D sno(s)RNA 3'-end processing
Cellular component (GO): box C/D methylation guide snoRNP complex; small-subunit processome
Molecular function (GO): RNA binding; histone H2AQ104 methyltransferase activity; rRNA methyltransferase activity
Source: RefSeq, a predicted model, not a curated record